Molecule: messenger RNA, 1134 nt
Organism: Sclerotinia sclerotiorum 1980 UF-70
Lineage: Eukaryota; Fungi; Ascomycota; Leotiomycetes; Helotiales; Sclerotiniaceae
Exons: 1
Coding region: 1-1134 (377 amino acids)
Biological process (GO): maturation of LSU-rRNA from tricistronic rRNA transcript (SSU-rRNA, 5.8S rRNA, LSU-rRNA); snoRNA localization; box C/D snoRNP assembly
Cellular component (GO): pre-snoRNP complex; nucleus
Source: RefSeq, a predicted model, not a curated record
AUGGCAGAUCCUCUUCUAUCAUCAUUAUGUCGCAUCUGUCAUAUUAAUCCCACAAAGUAUACAUGUCCACGAUGCUCUCAACAAACAUGCUCACUUCCCUGCUCCAAACGUCACAAAGUCUGGUCAUCAUGCUCCGGUAUUCGUGAUCCUACUGUCUAUAAGCCGAGAUCACAAUUGGCAACUCCUUCGGGUAUCGAUCAUGAUUACAAUUUCCUCCAUUCAAUUGAGCAUCGAAUCGAGAGAUCGGAAAGAGAGAUUGUGGAAGAGCGAGGACUUGUAAAGAAAAUGGAACUCGAAUUGGCAAGACAAGGCCAAACGGACGAUAGAAGACGACCCAACAAAACCGUAGGGCACCAGCGCGAAGAUUUUAUUACUAAAAUGCUACAAAAUUCCGGAAUAACACUAGUCAAAGCACCGAGUGGAAUGUCUAGAAAUUUGGAGAACACAUCUACUUGGAGUAGAACCCAGAAGUGCAUGAAUUGGCAGAUGGAAUGGAUUCGAGAGCCAGAUGCGGGCGGGAGGAUACUGCAUAAGUCGAUAGACAAAUGGUCAAUCAACGAUACUUACUCAGUACUCCUGGAGGAGCAACGAAGAUUGAACAUGGCGCCAGAGGAAAAAGUUGCGUUGAAGAAGAGGAAAGCAAAUGAGUUGAAAGAGAAUAAGGCUAAGAGAAUCAAGUCAGAUGAACAUUCGUUGGAUAUCCCGCCGCUUUCCUCAUUUCAAGACUCGACUGGAGCUUGGAACGUAGUUUUGGAUCAGCCAACGAUAUUAACGGACCAGGAUUCCACUUACCAAGCCAGUACACCGCGGAAGCUUGAUCCCAAGUAUCAUUUCUAUCUCCAUCGACCAAAGACUCGAUCAUCAUAUCCUAAAGUAUUAGUACCUCUGGACCCAACACAGUCAAUAUCCAAAGUUCUGGAGAAUCGCACAGUCCUCGAAUUUCCUACCUUCUACGUUUUUGAAACAGACAAACUUUCCGACACAUUUAUGCUGGAAAAGGAUUAUAUUGAAGCUACUGAAGAUGGGCCGGAGAUGGAAUCUGAGGAAUCUGAGGACGAGGAUACUAGUAGUAGUGACUCUUCCUCGGAUGAAGAUGAAGAUGUGGAAAUGGAGGAUGGGGAGAUUGCACCAUGA